This is a messenger RNA of Cynara cardunculus var. scolymus (artichoke), 1521 nucleotides long. RefSeq names its product bifunctional pinoresinol-lariciresinol reductase-like. The record is from RefSeq and is a predicted model, not a curated record. The coding region runs from base 1 to 1275 and encodes 424 amino acids. NCBI's taxonomy places the organism in Eukaryota, Viridiplantae, Streptophyta, Magnoliopsida, Asterales, Asteraceae. Gene Ontology annotation, molecular function: oxidoreductase activity. The transcript is spliced from 5 exons.
AUGCUUUCAACUGAGAUACCGUGGGAGACGCAACUUGGGAGAAAGAGAUGGAGACGACCACCGUGGGAGAAAGAGAUGGAGACGACCAACGUGGGAGAAGAUGGAGACGAUGAGAAGGGCAUGGUUCUGUUCAAGCGAGAAUGCAACGAUAAAGAUUGCAAAUUAGGGCAGAAUAAUCCGACGGGAAUGGAAUUCAAAGACCAUAGAGAAUUGAGGUUGAUACAUAUAAUUGGGAGAAAUGGUCAAUAUGGAUUAUGGAGUUUGAAGAACACCUUAUUGUAUUAUAUAAGGCUUCCAUGCACAUUAAAUCUCCACACUGAAUUCACAAACAAAACACACAGAGAAUUGAGGAUGAAGCUCAAAGUUUUGAUCAUUGGGGGUACUGGAUACAUAGGGAAAAGGCUAGUGAAGGCCAGUCUACAACAAGGCCAUGAGACAUACGUUCUCCAACGAUCAGAUAUCGGGGGUGACGUUGAGAAAGUCCAGAUGCUGCUGUCCUUCAAGAAGCAGGGAGCUCGUCUCCUCAUUGGUUCGUUUAACGAUCAUCGCAGUCUCGUAGAAGCGGUGAAGCAAGUAGAUAUUGUGAUAUGUACAAUAUCUGGUGGCCAUCAACUCCUGCUUCAACUAAAACUUGUUGUUGCCAUCAAAGAGGCCGGAAACAUUAAGAGGUUUUUGCCGUCUGAGUUUGGUGCGAAUCCAGCUAGAAUGGGGGAUGCAAUGGAACAAGGAAGGGCAAUCUUUGACGACAAAAUGGUGGUGCGAAAAGCUAUUGAAGAUGCGGGCAUCCCUUUCACGUACGUAUCUGCAAAUUGCUUUGCUGGUAUUUUUGUCGGAGGGCUGUGUCAAGUCGGCCACUUUCUUCCUUCACGGGAGUCGGUCGUCUUGUAUGGAGAUGGCAAUCAAAAGGCUGUAUUUAUGGAUGAAGAUGAUGUAGCAGCAUAUACGAUCAGAACCAUAGACGAUCCACGCACUGUUAACAAGACGGUCUACUUGAGGCCUCCCGCGAAUAUACUUUCACAAAGGGAAGUUGUCGGAAUCUGGGAGAAGCUCAUCGGCAAAGAGCUCAAGAAGUCGUCUUUAUCGGAACAAAAUAUUCUCAAUAUCAUGAAAGAGAAAGAUUUAGCAGAGCAGGGAGUAUGGAGUCAUUUCUACCAUUUUUUCUACCAAGGUUGCCUUGCGAACUUUGAGAUCGAAGAUGAUGCUGAAGAAGCUUUUCUUCUUUAUCCUGAUAUCAAAUACACUAAAAUGGAGGACUACCUCAAACAAUACCUUUGAUUGGUUACAGUUAUCGUUGCAUAUUGAUAUUGUGUUUGCUUCAACUGUGUAUGUAAUUGAUUACAGUUAUCGUUGCGUAUUGAUAUUGUGUUUGCUUCAACUGUGUAUGUAAUUAGUGUUUUUGUUUGAGUUAUCGGAAAAUAAGGACAAGUUUGAGUUGUACAAACUUGGGUUCAUGUCAAAUUACACAAACGGGCACCGGUGCAAAGUCACGCCACUACUCGGCUAACACAUCGGUUAGGGAGA